AUGGCACAUUCGUCGACUUCCGCGGACCUCAGCGUUGCCAAUCUCUUCAACUUUCAGGAACAUGUUGUCCUUGUCACGGGUGGAGCGACCGGCCUGGGUGAAAUGGCCGCUCAAGCAUUCAUCCAGAACGGAGCCAAAGUCAUCAUUGCGAGCCGAAAGAAGGCCGAGCUGGAGAAGACGUCGAGCAGAUUGAACAGUCUUGGACCUGGAAAGUGCGAGUGCGUGCAUCUUGCCGUUGGAAGGAGUUCAUGGAGUUGUGCUGAUCCUCUUUCAGUUACGUCGUUGCAGACCUGGCUAACAAGGCCGGAUGCGAUGCCUUGUGCGCAGAAGUGAAGAAGAAGACUGACCGACUUACGGUGUUGGUGAACAACUCUGGUGCAACAUGGUAUGUUACCUUCUGCAGCCAGACAACAACUCCGUACUCAACGCUCGCAGGGGUGCUCCAUAUGACGACUUCCCAGAGUCGGGCUGGGACAAGCUCAUGGCCCUCAACGUAAAAGCAAUCUUCUACACGACAGUCGGCCUCCAUGACCUCCUCACGAAGGGCGCCACAGCAGACAUGCCAUCUCGCGUAAUCAACAUCGCCUCCAUGGCCGGAGUUCAGACGACAGAUGUAACCGUUGGCGACGAAGGAGGCCUCGCCGCUCCAGGCUCUGGCACCUUUUCCUACGGACCCUCAAAAGCAGCAUGCAUUCAUCUCUCCCGCAUGCAAGCCUCGAAGCUGAUGUCGCAUCAUGUCACUGUGAACUGCAUCUGCCCAGGUGUCUUUCCCUCCCGCAUGACCGCUUUCGGAAUGCAGAGCGCCAUGGACACGCUCGUAUCAGGCCAUCCGAGCGGUCGCAUUGGAAAGCCAGAAGAUUUCGGCGGACUCGUGCUCUUCCUCUCGAGUCAAGCAGCAGGCCAUCUGACCGGCAACAUCCUCGAACUAGAUGGCGGAAGCACACGCAGUGGAUUCAGAAGCAAGGCAAGGAACCAGCGAGAGAAGCUUUAG
This is a messenger RNA of Lecanosticta acicola, 991 nucleotides long. The record is from the annotation of a GenBank genome assembly. NCBI's taxonomy places the organism in Eukaryota, Fungi, Ascomycota, Dothideomycetes, Mycosphaerellales, Mycosphaerellaceae.